AUGACACGUGGAAAACGUAAUCAACAUUUUGCCCGGCCUUCUGAAGUAGUCAUGGAAAUCUGUCUUCGCUUCUUUGGUCACGUUAUGAGGAGACCGUCUGAUCGUCUUGUCCAAGCAGUCCUGAGGAUGCUUCCAGUCCCUAAUUGGAAAAGGCCUCCUGGUCGUAAAAGAAAGUUCUGGACGGAGGUGGUGACGGAAGAUCUGAGGACACUUGGCGUUGACACUCAGUUCAAUCGGGACAUGAAAUUCCGCCGCUUGUGGAACAGCGACGGAUGGGUAGAUUCUAUGCGAACUAGUGCUGAAGAUCGAAUAGGAUGGGCUCAGACAUAUUCAAAGACGACACCGGCGAAAGUGCAGAUAGCCGCGACAGGCGGUAACAUCCGAUUACGUCAAGUAAGUAAGCCAUUAUUAUUACUACUAUUACCACUAUUACCACUAUUACUACUAUUACUAUUAUUAUUAUUAUCAUUAUUAUUAUUACUAUUACUAUUAUUGUUAUUAUUAUUGUUACUAUUAUUAUUAUUAUUAUUAUUAUUAUUAUUAUUAUUAUUAUUAUUAUUAUUAUUUCAGAGGUUCGAAUCCUCAGCUCACUAA
This is a messenger RNA of Necator americanus (New World hookworm), 594 nucleotides long. RefSeq lists its product as uncharacterized. NCBI's taxonomy places the organism in Eukaryota, Metazoa, Nematoda, Chromadorea, Rhabditida, Ancylostomatidae. The record is from RefSeq and is a predicted model, not a curated record. The transcript has a single exon. Bases 1 to 594 code for a protein of 197 amino acids.